Cydia strobilella is the source of this 1608-nucleotide messenger RNA. RefSeq names its product tubulin-specific chaperone C (gene TBCC). The record is from RefSeq and is a predicted model, not a curated record. The transcript has 2 exons. Gene Ontology annotation, molecular function: tubulin binding. Gene Ontology annotation, biological process: post-chaperonin tubulin folding pathway; tubulin complex assembly. Lineage: Eukaryota; Metazoa; Arthropoda; Insecta; Lepidoptera; Tortricidae. Bases 262 to 1257 code for a protein of 331 amino acids. Gene Ontology annotation, cellular component: cytoplasm.
AUUUUCGUUUGUACAUGCACAAGAACUGCAACUGGGUUCUGGAAGGCUAUUACCAACUGGGUGAACGGAUUGCGGACCACAAAACCCGAGAGCUUGACUACAAGGUGUGGACUAACGAGGGCAAGAUCUAGCGUAUGAUCAAGAAUCGAAGCACACUGACACAAGAAAAUUAGCUAAUCAAACCUUAGGUGUAUUGAAAGAAGCGGCAAAACAGGAUUCCGAGCUUAAUAAGAAAAUUGAAGACCUAAUAAAGAAAUAAACAUGAAUGACAAAAACACAGUGUUAGAGAGACUAAGCAGAAGAGAUGCACAAAGACUGGAAAAGCUUCACAAGGCACACAAGGCUAGAGAAGAAGUUGAUGCCUGUAACGAAAAUGAAGAAUAUUUCUCUGGAGCAUUCAAAAUAAAAUCAGAGUACAUUGAAGACUUGCUCUCCCAAGUACCCACAUUAGAAAUUAAAACUCUCCCAUCUCACUUUGACAAUAUUAAGAAAGAAGUAAAUGAGCUACAAAAAUAUGUAAUCACGUCAGCUUUGUUCUUGAAGGAGUUUAACAUGCGCAAAUAUUUAGGAAUAGUUCAAAAUCUACAAACAAAAUGCUAUGAGUUAGAAGACAGAUAUGUACCAAGAAAAAAAUUUGGUUUUACUAGAAAGAAGUUGCCUAGAUCGGAUAAUCAAAAGCAGAACUUGGCGGAUGAACAUGAUGGCGCAGGAAAGACAGAGAGCAACAAAUGGGACGAAAAACUUUUUGGAUUUGAUCUAAAGGAAAAUGAAAUAUUGGCAUUGCAAAAUGAUGAACUAUUUCAAAGGGACGUGACAUUGCGCAAUCUGAAAAAUUGCACAGUUAGUUUAAAGGGUGUCAUGGGCACACUGCACAUGAAUAACCUGGACAACUGCGUUAUUCUUUCUGGCCCCGUAACUUCCUCCGUUUUUUUAGAGAAAUGUACAAACUGCAAGAUUGUUGUGGCAUGCCAGCAGCUGAGAAUGCACACCUCAACAAAAUGUGAUAUCUAUUUGCAUGUGACAAGUAAAGGUAUUGUAGAAGACUGCACAGAGAUUAGGACAUCACCAUAUAACUUGAAGUAUGAUGAUUUAGAGAAGCAUUUUAACAUGUCAUUGUUAGAUAAGAAGAGCAAUAAUUGGAACUGUCUAGAUGACUUCAACUGGCUCGCUCCUGAUAUCCCUUCCCCCAAUUGGUCUAUUUUAGAUGUUUCUGAUCGAGUCAACGAUUGGAAUGUAUACUGGUCAAAAACUCCUUGAAGAUAAUUAAAGAAAAAAAAACUGGUAUUUAAUUUAAUAUUUGUACUAAUCAAGACUCAAACAUUCCGAAUGGGAGUUGCAAUUAAGCUUCAACACUAAAUAAAAUUCUAAUAAUUAAUAAUUUAUUAACCUUCCGGAAAUAAUUCGGUCUCAAGGCAUUAAAAAUUUUAUUGAAUUAUUUAUCCCUAAAAUACAUGUAAAACCUGUAGUUUGAUAUGGAAGACUAAUAAAAUUGGAAUUUGUUAUAAUAAUUACUUAAAAUCUUUGUCUAACUGCUUAGUUAAUCUACAUUAAUAUAGAUAGUACUUGUUAGAUUGGAAAACAAUUUAUGUAAUAAAGCAUUUUAUCACA